AUGAAUGAUAUAGAAAGGAUUUUAAAUACAUUAUCUUCUCAGCCGUCAUUGCAAGAAUUGUUAAGUGUUUUAGAAGUUAUUUUUAGAUUUCAAGAGAAAGAGGAGAUUGUUAGUUGCGAAAAUGCAAAAAUAAUGAAUAUUUUAACAAAUGAAAUAUUACCAGAAUAUUUACCAUUAAUUCUUUCGAAAGAUAUCACAUUAUCAGGAGAAAAAAUGAAGAAGUAUUUACUGGGAUGUUUAAGUAGUGUUUCAGGAAUUAAGGCUAUUUUAUUAAGGAUUAAAAAAAUGACGAUGGAAAAUGGAAACUCUUUUUUUUUUCAACAUAUUGCAGAGUUAUUAGAAAUUCUUCAAGAGAUUUUUUGUAGUGAAGGAAGAUUAAUAUUAGUAUGGAUGAGAUGUCAUUCUGGAAUAAAUGAAAAUAAGAGUAUCAAGUCAUUUUCGUCUCAUAUUUGGGAUGAAUAUGUAUCAUUAAUUGCAGGGGGGAAAUUGCUCGGAAUUACAUCGGAAGGAUUGCUAAAAUUAUGGAAAUAUUGUGAAAUUGAUCAACGUCCUGUUUUUUGGAUAGCAGAUUGCUCAAAAUAUGUGGAACAUUUUGGAAAUGAAAUAGUAGCUUCAAUAAAUGACUCUAGAUUCAACGAAAAGAUGGAAAAGGAUUUCUCUGUAUUAACCGCAAGGUUGUUUAGUCUUGGUUGCACAGCUCAAAUUAUUUUUUCUUUUUUUGGAAAUGAAACUAUAACACAUGAUUAUUUAUUACGCCUUGAUAAAAUUGUAAAAUAUUUUACAUUUUCUCAAAAAACUGUAUAUAUCCAUUCCUUAUUUUCUUUUUUUGAUAAAAAGUAUUUUCAAAAUACUGAGAAUUUUUUUGAAAAGUUGGAUAUAUGUCAUGAACUAUUCAUUUCUGAGAUAGAAAUGAUUUCAAUUAUAAUAAAAGAUAUUUUAGCAAUGGAUAAUGAUAUCAUUGAUAUUGUUGAUAAUUGGUUUUUGAACUAUAAUUCAAAAACAUAUAUUUAUACUAGAAGAGCAAUUGUUAAUUCGUAUUGUUCUUUUACAAAUGGUUUGGAAACUGAUGAUAAUAUACUUGUGAGAUUGUGUUUAAAAUGGUCAAAUAAGAUUUUUAUAAAUUAUGCAUCAGUUAUAGAACAAGAAGAUUUAACUCAAAAUUUUCUUUUGUUUUCAGCUUUUGUACCUAGAAAUAUUUUAGAGAAGUUAAGCCAUUCUAAAGCAUAUUUGAAUGGAUUGACAAAUAGAUUAUCUUCAUCUUCUGAAAGGGUACGGUUCUUAGGGAUGAUUGUAGGAGAAUCUGUGACCAGAAAACUUUUUCCAAAUGAUGAAAAGAAAUGGCUUACUUUCAAUGUUGAUAAUACGCUUACUCCUGAAUCUAAUUGGUGGAGAAAUAUUAUAAAUGUUGAUAAUAUUACAAACAUAAAAAGUUUAUCUUUAGGAAGUACAAAUAAUGAUUGCAAUUCUUCAUUAGGCUCUGGGCAGGAUGCUAUCAAGGAACAUGAACAGAUUCAACCAAUUCAAGAAAAUGAUACUGUUGUUGCUGUGGAUGAUGAAUUUGUACCAUACGCUCUUCCUGAUUCUGACGACGAUGACUCUGAUGAUGAUCCUGCAUUUACAGAAAAAAAUAAAAAGAUUAAUGCACCUGUAUAUAUACGUGAAUUGAUAUCUAUGUUAAAAGAUAAUACAUCUUAUCCGAAAUUGCAUAUGGCUCUUAAAACUUCUCCUAAUCUUAUAAGACGUAAAGCAAAUUUUGGAACAGAACUUAGCAAAGAAGCAGUUACUUUGGCCCGAAUUAUAAGUAGUAUGAAUGAUGAAUUUAAUAUGGAUAAAUUUAUAGAAUUAAAACAAGAAUCAAUGACAGCUUUAGUAGCAACUUGUCCCGAAUUGGUUGCUUCAUAUUUUAUUGAGCAGUAUUUUACUGGAGAUAUUUCCAUACAGCAACGUUAUAUGAUAUUAUCUGCUUUAGCAUUAGGGGCAAGAGAAAUAUCCGGUAUAGAUUCUUCUAAAAAGAAGAUGUUUCCAUCUAAAGUUUUAGUUUCGAAGCUUCAUCAACAAUAUGUAUCUCCAAUUGAUAUAAUUGUAAAGGAAAUGAACAUGUUAUCAGUAAAACAGAAUACUUCAAACCUUACAAAAAUAGAUUCUUUAAAUUCUAUCAAUCCCUUAAAAGUACGGAGAUUUUCAAAGAGAACUGAAAUAAUGAAAAAUAAACAACUUCCUAAAAAAAAUCCUUUGGCAGCAAUUGCUGGAAAAUGUUUUAUCUUCCCGAUGAUCGGGUAUUGGUGGGUUUAUACAAAAGAUGCAUAUAAUGAUAAUUUCCAUUACGAACCUUUGCUUUUAAGUCAGUUUUUAAAAACUAUUGCAAUUAUCUUUCAAGCUAGUUAUCCUGCUUCUUUACAACAUGAAAUUUUACGAGAAAUAUGGGAAUUCUCUUUUUUUCUUCGUAAUCAAAUUGAUCUUAUUAUUAAAAAUGCCUUAUUAUUUUUAAUUUUAACUCUCUUGGAAAUAACUGAUGAAAAACUACUAAUUCAAAAAUAUUCUUAUGAACUUAUAGAAUCCCGUAAUUGGGCCUCUGUAGUUCUUGAAAAUGCUUCUGAAGAAGAAACAAGACUCUUGUCCUCUUGUAUUAUUUUUCGUAUUACAUCUUUAUUUGAAUCUUACAAAAAUACUUUUAUUUAUCCUUUCUCAAAUAUUGUUGAUAUGCAGAAAUAUAAAUCCUGA
This is a messenger RNA of Pneumocystis murina B123, 2721 nucleotides long. RefSeq lists its product as hypothetical. Gene Ontology annotation, cellular component: cytosol. Gene Ontology annotation, biological process: protein stabilization; telomere maintenance via telomerase. The record is from RefSeq and is a predicted model, not a curated record. Lineage: Eukaryota; Fungi; Ascomycota; Pneumocystomycetes; Pneumocystales; Pneumocystaceae. The transcript has 8 exons. The coding region runs from base 1 to 2721 and encodes 906 amino acids. Gene Ontology annotation, molecular function: telomeric repeat DNA binding; Hsp90 protein binding.